AUGAUGGUUGUAGAGUUUUUCUCAAAAUGGAAUGAACGCAGUUAUGUUGAAAAACAGAUAAAGGAGUCAUUGAAAAGUAAUGCCACUCUUCACAUCACUCAUUUGACUUUUAUUUCAGUUUCGCUAGAAAAGAAGAAUUUGAAGCUAAGCUUGGCUUAUGCAUUACAUCAGAAGCAUCAGGAUAACUCAUCUGAAUGUGUCGCUGUCGUCGCUUUAAUGUGUACAUUGUUCUUAUUUCUUCACACUAAAAAUCUCACGACUAGACUAAGUGAGAUGGAAAAUCGAUUGACACCAUCUGCUAUACAUUCAUCUAAUGAAUAUUCAGUUGUGGCACAAGAUAAAUCUUAUUCCCUUAACAAUGUUUGUUUAGCUGCUUUCACUGUUGCUCGUCUGAUUACAGUUAAAGAUGAAAUUUUGAGCAAAGCUUUUUAA
Molecule: messenger RNA, 432 nt
Organism: Clunio marinus
Lineage: Eukaryota; Metazoa; Arthropoda; Insecta; Diptera; Chironomidae
Source: the annotation of a GenBank genome assembly